UCGCGCCUCCAAUUUGGAUUGCAGGAUUAGUAAUAUUUUUGGGUCCGGGAUACAGUGGUACAGUGUGAAGAAAUUAAGGCACACUAUGGAGAAACUGGACGAAAUAACAAUUGCCACCCUGAAAGAAGCAAAUGUUGGAGAAGACCUGCUCUCAUCACUUUCACGAGAUGACAUCAAAGAUCUGUUUCCUGGUCCUGAACAUUUCCUCAGGCGUCGGGCUCUAUGGCUUGCAGUGCACAAAUGUGAAGAAAACAAGACUGCUGCUGAAAAACCGCUAACAACUACUGGAGAUGGUGACUUCUCCAGAGAGGAACCCAGCACUUCUAAGUUUCUGACUAUGUCCAAUCCAGAGUACAUAGUCUUUACAGACAGUGAACUUGAGCAAGCUCGACGUUCCUACUUUGAAAAGAAGCGGCUGGGGACAGAGUGUGCUGAACCUUUGUCAAAGGAACUCUUUUGUCGACUCGUAAGAAACACCAUGACAAACAUGAUUUCCAUAGCAAGAGCAGCCGAGGACUCCAGAUACCCCAGCAAACAUGAGGUUGAUGCCAUGGCAAAGCGAUUAAUGGAGUACUACCCAAUGCUUAAAGAAACGUGUGGUGAGUGGGAGCAUGUUGCUAAAAAGCUAAUGAAGAGACUCUCCAAUGUCAAAAGUCCAAGGAAGGGCAAAAAACCACCUGCGAAGAAGCCAAGAAAGGAUGGGAAUGAAAGCAUUGCAAAAAGUGACAGCAGUGGGGAAUCCAGUGCAUCAACUAUUAUUCUAGAUAGAUCACCAGUUAGAUCGAUGGGCACCCCAGUGCACCACCAGGAUGGCAGUGAUGAAGAAUCUGGUUCAGCUGACUUCUUUGACAGCCACAAAACCCAGGCAAGACACUACAAGACACUUCAAGACAUGUACAAGACCAAAAAACCGAACAAAGCUGCUGUUACCCAACUGCUGAACCUGGAGUUUGAGUCUAGAAGACAAUUCAUUAACUCUGAUGCUAUAAAGGAGCAAGACAGAGCAGUGAAGAUACUAGAGGCGUAUCCUUGUUUCAGAGAACUGGAUCAUGUCCUUGAUGAGCUGCGGAGAAUUAUUCAACCAUCCAACUUGAAAUACAUUUCUGAGAUGAAGGAUAGAUGGGAAAUCUUCUACUCAAAGGUGCAGUUUUAUGGUGUCAUGAAGAAAGUUAUGAAGCCGCCAAAAACUUUGGAUGGAGGUAAUGCUACAGUAUCUUGUGUCUACAUUUAUGCUUUGCAGAUUACAUUAUUUGCAAUGCUUAAUGGUGUUGCCCUGUCUUAUUUUUCUUUUUUCAAACCAGUGGAACAUGCAGCAGCUGUGUUCGGAGCCCUUCCCAUGCUUUUCCCUUCCAGCACAGUACCACCUAAGAAGCUGGGCAUCUGUAGUGAGGCUUUUUUCCAUGUCCUAAAGACUUCAGAAGACCCUGAAGGCUACCUGCGUCAGCGACCCCUGGCUUGUCCAGUUCUGCUUGUCUCUGAAGGCAACUGCAUGAUAGCUGUUGGAACCACAGCGGUGAGCACUUUUGACCGGAAGGAUCUUAAUGAGGGACUGCUCUAUCUGAUGGCAUAAUACUAUGCCCUCCACCUCACAUAUCCAAAGUGCAUUUCCACGCUGCUGUCUGUCUUGCAAACUGAAAUACUCAAAGACUCCAUCCAUGACCGAGAUUCAACCCCCUCUUACAGGAAGGCUCUUGGUGAGUGGAAGUCAUUCAUUGAGUGAGUCUCUCAGAUGACAGACUCCAUCUGCCUUGUUUAUCAGUCUCAGUGUUAGUCAGUGAGGUUGUUUUUCUUUUCUUUUUUUUCUCUAGAAAAGUUGUUCAAAUGUAAAACACAUGUUUGUUUGUGUGGUCGUUAAACUUGUUCUUCUAAAAUGUUAUGUAAUAUAGUAUUUGCAAUAGUGAUUGUUUUAAGCUUCAGCAAAAUUUAUUUUUGAUACCAGCCAUGUUAUACUGUUAUUAUUCAUGUUAAGAGCACUUGGCCAUGUUACACCCUGCUGAAAUGUAUAAUUUUAGACAUGAUUCUACUGACCCAAUAAAGCGCAAAAACUAAGAGUGCUUUUGCUGUCUUAAUUUAAGAUAAAUUCCCUUAUUUUUAGUAGGUUUUUGAAGAGAUGGUGUCUUAUUCUCAGGAAUUUUGGCUGAUUAUUGUUCUCAGACUCGAAACAUAAUUCUUAUAGUUAGCUCAAUCAAGAAAGAAACAAUUCAGAUUUAAGAAAAUUUGUCCUAUAGUAAGGUGUUUUUUUUUAUGUGAAAAAUCUAAAUUAAGGUGUAGAAUCUUAAAGUAAGCAAAUAAUUCUUGAAAACAGCUUGUUCAAGAAAUCAUAAUACUCAUUUUAGGUACAGAUUUUCUAAAUAUCAAAGUGUCUUUUACUUAUAAUAAGUCACAUUUUCUUGAAUUAAGCAUACAUUUUAGACAAUUUUGUCUAGUUAAAAGGCAUAUGGCAGUUAGGUUAAUUUGCUAGUUUUAAGAAUUCUAGUCAAGCAACUUUUGCUUACCCCAUUGGCAGAUUUUUUUGCUCAAAACAAGAAAAUUUUGUCAGAUUUAAGAAUAUUUGGCUUGUUUCAAGUAUAGCUGUUUUUGC
Molecule: messenger RNA, 2581 nt
Organism: Oreochromis niloticus (Nile tilapia)
Lineage: Eukaryota; Metazoa; Chordata; Actinopteri; Cichliformes; Cichlidae
Exons: 7
Coding region: 86-1570 (494 amino acids)
Source: RefSeq, a predicted model, not a curated record